GCCGGCAGGCAGGCAGGCACACGGAGUUGCAGGCGGGUGGCGGCGGCAGUGCUUGCAGUGAGGGCGGGAGCAAGUGAGGCGCUGAGCGUGUGUGAGGGAGGGAAGGAGGGAGCAGCCCGCGCCGGCUGCCCGCAGCACCAGUCAGGCCCCGCCGCCCCCCGCAGCCCUGCGCCGAGGCCGGGCCGAGCUGAGCUGGGUCGGGCCCGGGCCAUGCUGCUCACGGUGUACUGUGUGCGGAGGGACCUCUCCGAGGUGACCUUUUCCCUCCAGGUCGACGCCGACUUCGAGCUGCACAACUUCCGCGCUCUGUGCGAGCUCGAGUCCGGCAUCCCUGCAGCCGAGAGCCAGAUUGUCUAUGCUGAAAGACCUCUUACAGACAACCACAGAUCACUGGCCUCUUACGGCUUGAAAGAUGGGGACGUUGUGAUUUUACGACAGAAGGAGAAUGCAGACUCUCGACCUCCAGUACCGUUCCCAAACUUACCCCGAAUAGACUUCCGUAGUAUAGCUGUGCCUGGCACGUCAGGCUCCCGGCAGCGCCAGCCACCCGGAGCACAGCAGUCCCACUCAUCUCCUGGAGAGAUAGCUUCAUCUCCUCAGGGCUUGGACAACCCAGCCUUGCUCCGAGACAUGUUGCUGGCCAACCCCCAUGAGCUGUCCUUGCUGAAGGAACGCAAUCCACCCCUGGCAGAUGCUCUGCUCAGUGGAGACCUUGAGAAAUUUUCUAGGGUCCUUGUUGAGCAGCAGCAGGACCGAGCCCGGAGAGAGCAAGAGAGGAUUCGCCUCUUUUCUGCCGACCCUUUUGAUCUUGAAGCUCAGGCAAAGAUAGAAGAAGAUAUAAGGCAGCAGAACAUUGAGGAAAAUAUGACAAUAGCUAUGGAAGAGGCUCCGGAAAGUUUUGGCCAAGUAGUGAUGCUUUAUAUUAACUGCAAAGUGAAUGGACAUCCUGUGAAAGCCUUUGUUGACUCAGGUGCCCAGAUGACUAUUAUGAGCCAAGCUUGCGCAGAAAGGUGUAAUAUAAUGAGGCUGGUGGACCGCCGGUGGGCAGGGAUUGCCAAAGGAGUGGGCACCCAGAAGAUUAUUGGAAGGGUACAUCUAGCUCAGGUUCAAAUUGAAGGUGAUUUCCUGGCGUGUUCCUUCUCUAUACUUGAGGAACAGCCCAUGGACAUGCUGCUGGGACUGGACAUGCUCAAACGGCAUCAGUGUUCCAUUGACCUCAAGAAAAAUGUCCUCGUGAUCGGCACCACUGGCUCCCAGACCACCUUCCUUCCUGAAGGAGAGCUGCCAGAAUGUGCCCGGUUGGCAUAUGGGGCUGGUGGGCGAGAGGACGUGCGGCCAGAGGAGAUUGCAGACCAGGAAUUAGCAGAAGCCCUUCAGAAAUCUGUAGAGGAUGCAGAGAAAAGCGGUAAAGAAACUACCUCACUGGGAAUGUCAUCGUUACCAACUUCAGAUGGAUUUAACCAUCCAGCCCAUCCUUCAGGACAAAGUCCUAAGAUUGGUAAUCCUAUGAGUCUCGCUCACUCUGUCUCUGCUUCAGUCUGCCCUAUCGAGCCCAGUGACCCAGACAGCACCAGAACACAAGCUGUGAAGGCUUCAAAGGCUUCGGCUGGAUUCCAGAUAACCUCUGAAAAGAAAGAACAUCUUCCUGUGCAGGAUUUUUCUGAUCGUGCUUCUUCAGCAGACGGUGCUCCAGCAGACCGGAGUCCAGCUAUGCCUUUGCCGAAUGCAUCUGAAGAAGCUCUUGUUGUCGAUCAUCUGGAGAAAUUGCCUGCUGACAGAAGCAGCCAGGGCCUCAAAUCUCUUCUCCAUGCAAGACAGGAAGCUAGUUUAUCUGUCACCACUAGUAGGACGCAAGAACCCCAGAGGUUUCUAGGUGAAAAGGGUUGGCAUCCAGAAAAUCAGAACCUGAGUCAAGUGAAUGGCCUUCAGCAGCACAAAGAACCAGGGAACGAACGGCAUAAGGUUGUGCAACAGACCACUUCAUGUGACCGAGAACAUCUUUGUAACACAGGGGACCUUCAGCCUCUUGAAGAAAGGCAACAGCAUCAACAAAAAAGUGUUGAUUUGGAAGCUGUUAUGAAAGGAGACAGGCUACAGCAGAACGUGGACCUUCCAGGUACAGAGAAAAAUAUUCUACCUUCAGGGUGCUUUGCCUGCUCGAACUUGGAAACGCUGAUGGAAGUCGAUACAGUUGAACAGUCCCUGGUUGCUGUGCUCAAUUCAGCAGGCAGUCAGAAUGCCAGUAUCGAGAGCGUGGGUACAUCUGGUGUCGCCCUAGAUAAUCCCCCAAUGGAAGUGGAAACAUCAAAAUGUAACCCUUCAUCUGAAAUUUUGAGUAAUUCCACUUUGCCUCAGGAUUUGCGGCUCCUAGAAAGCAACGAUGAAAUGUCUGAAACAAAUAAAGAAUAUGGGAAUCCUUCCCCCUCUUUAGGUCUUUGUGGCAGUUGUCAGCCCUCUGUGGAGUCAGCAGAGGAAUCUUGCUCAUCUAUAACAGCAGCCUUGAAGGAACUUCAUGAACUUUUGGUUGUUAGCAAACCAGCUUCAGAUAAUACAACUGAAGAAGUGACCUGUCAGUCUGAAGCAGUGACCGAGGGCCACAUAGCUAUUAGGGACCUUUCUGAGAGAUGGACCCCAAAUGAUCUUGGAGCUGCCCAGAAUGAACGGUGUUCACGAGUCUCCUUUCAUCAGGCUGUAUCUGUAGCAGUGAAGACAGGAAAAGUCACAGACACUUCAGCUGCUGCUGGAGUAGAUGACCUAGAAAAUACUAACUUCAGGGGUCUAAGUGAUGGCCUGUUAACUGAUAGGGAAAGUGUCCCCAAAUCGAGGGAAUCAACACAUGAGAGCAGUUCUGUCACUGUAGCCUCAGCCAAAACGUCUGAUCAAUUACACUGCACCUUAGGUGCAGAGAUUUCACCCGAACUUUUAGCAGGUGAGGAGCAUGCACUCGAUCAGACUUCUGAGCAGACCAAGUCCUUGUCAUCCAGUUUCAUACUGAUUAAAGAUUUGGGUCAGGGCAUGCAGAACCCAGCGACAAAUAUGCCUGAGACUAGAGAAGAUGACUGCCCUGAAGCUACAGGGCCACUUCUUGAAUUUGAACCACCUACCAGCCAUCUAUCAAGUCCCUCCAUUCUUCCACCACCAUUAGUUUUUCCUGCUGCAGACAUUGACCGGAUUCUCCGUGCCGGUUUUACUCUGCAGGAAGCUCUUGGGGCGUUGCAUCGAGUUGGUGGAAAUGCAGACCUUGCACUUCUUGUUUUGCUAGCAAAGAACAUUGUAGUUCCUACAUAACUAUGGAAAAGUGGGCUUAGACCAUACUCCAUUCCCUGAGAAAGCUACACACACACGCACACACACACAGUCACUCACUCACCAAGUGAACAAUAUAUGUAGAAAACUGCAAGCAGAAUGUUGAGCCAGAUUUUUUUUAAAGAUUUUUUUCGGCCAAAGUAACUUACAAUCUCUUGUCUGAUGAAUUUGUCUAUUCUAUUUGUUAAAAUUUGGGCCUUUUUAAAUGUGUUGGCAGUAUGUGCAUACAAAAGCUUUUUAUUAUUAAGAUGAUGUAUUCUGGAAUAAAACUGAUGGUUUCGUGUAUAGCAUACCAUUUUAGAAUGAGAGUGGAUGUUUUUAAAAAGAAGCCAUGAGAAACCCCAUCACCCGUGCAGCUAAAAGGCAGGUCAGCUUCCCAUUUUGGCUCUCCUGUAGCGGGGUGUGGCUUGCUGGCUCAGUUGUCAGUUGACAAGCUUGAUCCUGUGGUUUGGUGUUUGGAUUUAACACUUAGUGUUCUGUGCAUUAUGGUUCAUGAGUUAUCACAGGAAUUGAAGGAUAAUUGAGUACUGUCUGCUAGAGUGGUACUGUUCUAUCAUGUGGUUAGGAUUUGACAUUUUAGUGGGAUGAGUUGGGAGGGGUUAAAACUUAGGCUACUUUGUACAUCACAGAUUGCUGCAUGGAUUGCCAAAUACUUUGGGUGGAAUGUUGUGAGGGAAUUCACAUUAGAGUGAAACAUGGUGCUACCCAGAUAAAAAAGGGGGAAAAAAACCCUGUAAUUCCAUUUGCAAAUGUCCUGGUGAUGUUUUAAGAACUGUGAGUGAAAAAUAAUGGCCUAAACACUGGAAUUUACUAGAGAUUCGGUUUGCUAGCAUCUCACUGAUCACACCUCAACCUUUAAUGACAAAUAAGGAGCUUAAAAUUCAGCUAAUGGGUUGAUUGCCAGACUUUAUUUCCUUUCAAAACUCAUCUUCUAGGAAGUUCUUCUAAGGCUCAGAUUGCCCUGUGAUCUGAGUGGAACACCCAAGUGUGGCGACCUAGUGAGUGCUCCAUUGUGGUGCUCGGGGUAUGGCCGUCUAUUUGGUGAGUGUCCUUCAUGGCAGUGGAUAUUAGCGAUUGCAGUUUCUGACUCAAGUGGCCUUGGUAGAGUUUUCCAUCCCUUUCUUUCCUCAGGAGUUUCUUUUUAAAGCAAGAUUUGUCAUGUUUGUGUUUACCAUGUCAAGUUAAGAGUGGGGCAUAGUAUAUAGAUGUAUUUAUUGUGGCCUUUAUAUGAGGACUAGCCCUUGGAAAUCAUUGUCCUGUGGGCCCCACUGUGCAAUAAUCCUAUUGGAUAGAUAAUAAGUAAUUUUUUUUCCUGGAAAAUAAACUCUUACAUAGCUACCAGGAAGCUGAAAUCUUGGUUUUAUUGAAAAAGAUUUUGAGAGUGAUAAUUCCUGAUUCCAGGUCAUAGUUUGCAUUGUGUUUGAAGCACAGCUUUGAAGGGGUGAUCUGUGAACCUAGUGUUAAAUGAUUUUGUCUAACGUCUUACUCUCUUUGAAAGCAUAUCCCUUCCAUCAAAAUUCAAGUCAUUGAGCACAAUCAAAACAGAGGCUCAUAUCUCAGGAGUUUUUGAAGUUUUAAUCUGGGGGCACUUACAGACAUUUCUACCCUAUUCCAUCUUCCUUUUUGCAAUGAUGUUUGUAUGUGUUUUAUGAGACUUAAAAGUGGUGUGAUGUCAUGUAGAUUCAUCACAAUCCUCUUAAGUUAGGAAAUGGUUGACGGAAGGAAGGAGUUGAAGUUUACCAUUUUCAGGAGGGUGCUCAGAACAGCUGGUCAGCCAGAUUGUCUUUAAAAUGUUGUUUUAGACAAUCACGUGUUGUGGACCCUUUUGCCUGUCCUACACCAAAGAUGUCAGAUGCACUAGGAUACCGCCUAAUAGCAUUUCUGUCAACUGACUGUUAGAGCUAUGACUGUAAUUAAAUAGUUGGUGCUAUGAUUGAAGCAAUGUAGUAGCAAUGCAGUGGGCCCCUGUAUUUGCUUUAUGGGUGGUGAUUGGGAAUUUAUUCUAAACUUACAAAUCUUUAAGGGUCACAGAGUGGGCUGGUGUGGGGUGGGGGAACUUAUCAGUGACAGUAGACUGCUCCCAAAAGGUCUUCCGUGUGAAGAAGGCCUCAUGGUUUUCUGUCUGAACAGUAUCGCACACUGCUCAGAGGUUUGGCCACUGAAUUUUCACCUUGUGGAGGUUUGGGAAUCAAUCCCAGGUGGAAUACAGAAUAUCAGUCCAGAAAAGGUUUUAUCAAGAUAGCUUUUUAUGUGUGUAUAUGUAUAUUUAUUUUUUGGAGAAAAUUGAAUAGGCCUAUAGUCAUACAUGUAUUCUUGUUAGGAAUACUUUGAGCUUAACCCACUUGCCAAAUGUCUUCUGUUUUAUCAUUUCAAUGUAUAAUUGCGUUUGAUUUUUAAAAUCUUAUUUCCUGUCCAUUGUUUGUGUGAAAGUAAAGCUGUUGGCAUUAUUAGGAUUUUGAAUCAUUUUUAAAUUUAGCAGUUCUAAAACAAAGGGAAUUAAGGAACAUGACACUAGUGAACCUUCAUUGUCAAUUUUUAUUCAAAAUACAGAAAUCAGAGAUAACUUCCCCCAAAAUAAGAUAAAAUUAUUGUGAACUCCUCCAGUUGCCAACAGAACUGGUACCAGCUGGCCAUAAACAGUAGUGGGCACCUUUACUGGACAGCCUCUUCCAUAACCAGUAACGGACAGCUCUGUUGUCCCCACCUACCUCCGAGGGCGGUCUCUGGGUGUUCACCAAAGAGAGGAGAUUUUCCUGUAUGACUUCUGCAGUUUCCCUUGCGUUGGUUCCUGUGUGUAAAAAUGUGCUUGGUAAGCAAGACAGCUGUACCUAGACUAUAGAUUUUCCCAUUGAAGCUAGUAAGAAUUACUCCCAUUUGCACCUGUUUAGGCCUCCAGACAUCAGCCAGUAGCCUUCCUCCCACAUUUGGGCUUUAGCCAUUAACAUAUAAAGAGUACAGUUGCUUAGCAAAGGAAACCGGACAGAUGGUGAGAGUGUUAAAACUAUUCCGCCUUCCAACCUAUGAAACUUUCUAGAGCUCCUUAUCUCCAUAUGUACUCAAGGGAGACAGAGCCCAUGUUUUUUCCCAAAGUAUUUCUCCAGCAAGAGGGUUGCAUAAAAAUGGAAAGAUACAUACGAGACUGUGUCACUGGUUUUAUGAUAACCAGUAAAGUGCAAUCUGCCUAUUCCCUUGGCACAGCUUUCUAUCUCUAGUAAAAGCCAUAAAAAUUUAGUUGGUUUAACCAUAAGCUUAUGUGUAUAUAAAUGUGUGAUAGACAAAUAUCCUACAGUUAAUUUUACAUAGAUUAAAAGGCAAAUAAAUUUUAUAUAUACAGAUAUAUUCUUCACAACAUAUGGAAAACAGCCUUCCAAAUAACUAGCCUGGACAGUUGCAGUUCAUUCUGAUUUCCUUUUACUACCUGUUUGUCACCUACAGUGAGGUCAGCAGGAUAACUGAACUGCUAGAUUUUUCAAACUUGUUGUCACUGGUGACAUAUCCUAAGAGAAGUUGAACGGGAUUAUGCAUUCUGCCAUUCUGCAGCACAAGUCCCAAAAGCCUGUUUCUCUUUGGAAUUUGGUGACUUUAAAUAUAGUCUGUGGCUGAACUGGAAAAACAGUUACCAAGAGUUUCUCUUCCUACAUGAUAAAUGUUACCUUUCGUGUUAGGAGUUCCAUAAAAUAAAAAUAGCUCUUUCCCUGAAAGAAUUAAAAAUACCAAUUCCUCGUCACCAAGUAAAUUCAAAGCAUGCCCUUACGAACUGGAAAUGUAACCAUGGCUCAAGUUCUGUUCUUAGCGGCCCCUCAGCAGCAGCUCAUCAAAUGAACUAAAGAAUUUAGGGGUGAACCUUUGAUGUACUUGGUUUUCUCUUGUGCCUUAGUUUUGCCAAAUAGCACAGGCAUCAGAUUUUGCUAGGGAGUGAAAGUGGAAGUAUCGGGGAAGUUUGAAAACAGCCCUCCUGAGGGUAGAGGGCCUGCAGGAAGUGGUCCUGAGGCCUCCCUGUAUUAUUAAUUCAGAAUUAUCCUGCACCAAACAUUAGAUUUCCCUAGAUGGAAAAGUUAUCGUAGGCUUUUUUGCAUCAGGAGUGCCAAAAAAAUGUGAAUUCUAGACAUUUAUCUUGUUCUUUGUUAUACUACCAGUAUCAUGGUGGUAAAGGCAGAGAAAACGUUCAAGAAAGUUACAUAUUUGAACAGGAAACCAAUACUCUCUUGAAGUCUAUGCCAUGUGAGUUUUUGAAUAGGAUUCAUUGAUUCGUUCAUCAAACAUUAAAAUUAAGUGCCUGUGUGCCAGGUACUCGUGACCACUGUAGACCCAGGGGGUACUUAAAGCAGAUUGGAAGCCUGCCUUCAUGAUGCUUGUAGUCUAGUAAGGAACCAUAAAUGAAAUUUUAGCUUCAAGAGAAAAAUCUACUUUUGCCUGUUAGCAUGCUUUUAUUUUAAAACUCAUACUAGGAUGAUUUGGUUCAAAUUCAGAGAAGACUGGGAAAAUCAAGCUCAAAAUGGAAUUGGAUGCCAUGAACCUAAAGCUGCUCUAAAUUUUUUUUUUUUAUAAUCCUAAGGGAAUCAGAGAAACCAACAAAAAAUCUUCUAACAUUUAGUAGAAAUACUUGGAGAUCAGGUAUUCAGAAAUCAAUGUGUACUGCUGGGGAGCCAGGGGUAAAUGGGCAGGAUAGAAGUACAAAUAAGGGAUGAAGAUCCUAAAUAUGUGCCAGGGACAGUCAACUUUUCUUUCCAUCAGGACCUCCUUCCACGCAGGGUAGAGAGGGAGUGUGCUGUCGUUGCAUGCCCCCCAUUCCCCCUUGAGUACGACUGCUCUAGAAUACUGUCUGUCCAUCUGGGUCACCAGCACUUAGCAGAGGAUUCUGCAGGAUUUGCUGUUUGAAAGCAUCUGAGUGCAAGAUGUGAAAAUAGGAAUCUAGAGCAGAAAAUGUAGCAAGUGUGGUUCUGGAAAUGGAUGGUGGGCAGAAUUUAUUUACAAGAAGACUCAAACUGUCACAUCUUUCUAUAGUACAGCUCCAUCAAAAGGACAUUCUUUAACCCAUUAUUUAAAAUAUUAUGUAUGUUGUAGUUCCUAAGGCAUACAGGGAGAAUUUCUGGAUCUUCUAGUGGCUUCUGAAGUUUGCAGUUAGAAAAAACACAGGUGUACACUUACGUUUUGGUCAUGGGACUCUAGACCCUGUGGGGGCUGUGAAAGGUGAAAGGCUAUGAAAACUUAUACAGCUCAUAAGUUUUAGGGCACAAUCUUAUGGGAUGAAAUCUACAGAGAAAAUGAUUCAAGGGCGUAGGAGUUAGAGAAUGUUCUUUUACCUAAAAAAGCUAAUAAGCCAACUAUAGAAGACCUGGGGUGGAGGUGUGGAACUCAAAUUAGGAUAGCUUUUACAGAAUUUAUUUCUUUAAAUAUGUACCAUAAAAACAUUUCCAUUAGCUGACUUGGGGAAGGGGCAUGUUGGGAUAUUUUUUCCUGGGAAAAUACAUGUCUGAUGGGAAAUGAUUUUGUUUACCAGGAGUUUUACACACAAUCUUAAAUGAAUGCAUCUGUGGCUUAAAGAAAGUUUGGGCCUCAAUUAAUUUUUGCCAGAGGUGUCAGGUCAGUUUGUUUCCAGAUUCCUUCCAUCUGAGAUAAUCUGAUGGUGACCAGAUUUCUUCUUCCUUCCCUGAAAACCCCGUCUUUUUCUGAGUUUAUGCCACCCAUCGGAGACCUUUCCCUCUGAAUCAUUGUUUUUCCAUUCGCUGUUCUCCUGAUUAUCCUUUUGAAAUAGGUCUGUUGAUACAUCAGAGCAUUUCAACAUACUGACUGCAUUUGCUUUUUUCACUAUGCACCUGCAGUGAAUAUUGAUUUGCUCAUUUUUAUUCAAAAGCUCAUCUUUCGUGGCAAGUUGGGCUAAUGGCCUUUGCGCUCAAGGUUUGUUUACCAGUUCUGUAGCCAUAUUUGGCAAAUCUUAGCAAAUAGAAACCCCUCUUUUCUCCCUUAUUCUUGCAAUCGGUCAUGUAUUGCUUUCCUGACUUACAUGCUCUGAGACUACUGCAUCUUACAGGAAGAGCUAGCCUAAUUGGUAAAGUAGGCUUGCCAAUAGCUCAGUCACUCCCAUAAUGUUUUGGUUUUGAGAGUUGGGAAACUCUGAGAACUUACGGGAACCAAACUCAGGAAUCCCAUGGUUGGUUGCAUUGUGCCAUUGGUUUAGGGGCUGGACACAGGACCCGUCUGCAGCUGAGUGUACUAGGUGCAUUUGGGUUUGAGUUUUUGUCACAUACUGAAAUGUAAGGCAGUCCUGAAUAAUCAAAACACUUUAUUUUUCUUUUUUUAAUAGGAACUUUCUGAAGAAAAAGUGAUGUGUAAAACAUUUGAUAUUUAAGACAAUAAAAGUUUUUAUCAUAA
Molecule: messenger RNA, 9678 nt
Organism: Manis javanica (Malayan pangolin)
Lineage: Eukaryota; Metazoa; Chordata; Mammalia; Pholidota; Manidae
Gene: DDI2
Product: DNA damage inducible 1 homolog 2
Biological process (GO): proteolysis
Molecular function (GO): protein binding; aspartic-type endopeptidase activity
Source: RefSeq, a predicted model, not a curated record